Messenger RNA from Macrobrachium nipponense, 510 nucleotides. RefSeq lists its product as uncharacterized. The record is from RefSeq and is a predicted model, not a curated record. The coding region runs from base 1 to 510 and encodes 169 amino acids. The transcript has a single exon. NCBI's taxonomy places the organism in Eukaryota, Metazoa, Arthropoda, Malacostraca, Decapoda, Palaemonidae.
AUGGUUCAGUCUGUGAUUUAUUGGUCUGUAACGUUCAGGGAGUCUGUGAUUUAUUGGUCUGUAACCGGCAGGGAGUCUGUGCAUCCUCGUCAACAGCAAUAUCCUAUCAUCAUCUCCAUCAUUCCUUCUCCAUCACCUGCCUCCAUCAUCUCACCUCCAUAUCUUCUGCAUCAUCCUACCUCUAUCACCCAUCUCAUCAACCGAUCUCCACCACCCAUCCCAUCUCCAUCAUCCCUUCUCUAUCACCAUCUCCAUCAUCCCUUCUCCAUCAUACCUUCUCCAUCAUCCUAUGUUCAUCAUCCCAUCUCCAUCAUACCUUCUCCAUCAUCCCAUCUCCAUCAUCCUAUCUCCAUCAUCCCUUCUCCAUCAACCGAUCUCCAUCACUCCUUCUCCAUCACCCUAUCUCCAUCAACCGAUCUCCGCCAUCCCUUCUCCAUCAUCCUAUCUCCACAUCAUCCCUUCUCCAUCAUUGUUCCUCCAUCAUCCCAUCUCCAUCCCAGCUCAUCCUAA